Arachis duranensis is the source of this 1295-nucleotide messenger RNA. RefSeq lists its product as uncharacterized. The transcript has a single exon. The coding region runs from base 116 to 1147 and encodes 343 amino acids. The record is from RefSeq and is a predicted model, not a curated record. Lineage: Eukaryota; Viridiplantae; Streptophyta; Magnoliopsida; Fabales; Fabaceae.
ACACAAGUAUUUGUAACUAUGAUCGGAUCUGCGUUACAUUCAUCAUUAUCACCAUCCAGUCUUUCAUAGGAACCUUGUAAUUACUUGUUAGUGUUUGAAACUCAGAACAGAAGAAAUGGAGAGCGAAAGCAAGCAAGUGAUGAAGCAGAGGAAGAAGCAGCUUGAGGUCUUGGAUAUCCUCAAGGAGGCACUAACUAUCCUUGUCAAGAACACCAAUUUCAUUAUCUUUGCCUUUCUUACUUCUCUCCCUUUACUCUUUCUCAUGAUUCACUUUGAAACUUUGUUCCAGCAAAUUCUAGUUGACACCCCACGAAUCGUUAAGCAUAUACUUCUACAAUUCAACACUAAAUUAUACGGCGGUUUUAUUUAUGAGCAUGUAAUAAUAUUAACGGACGACGAUGCAACAAUACAUUUAGACCAAGAUUAUUACACGGUUACAAGUUUCAGUAGUAAAGAUUAUUUGCCUAACUUGAUUCAACUUGUAUUCAUGUAUUUGGUGCCUCUACAUGUUCUUGAACUUGGUUCUGCUGCUCUAACUGUGUACGUCUCAUCAAAGCUGAAAUCAGAAGAGGGAAGACUGAGUCUCAAGCAAAUGUUUCUAGAAUCCUUUGAUGCAUCAACAAUGAAAGGCACAUUUAUAACUUCUUUGUAUUUGCUUUCCAUGUCUAGUGGAAUUCUUCUUGCAGCGGCAUGGACAGUGAGUAACUCUUAUAUUCUCUACAUGACUUUUGGGUGCUACAUUGUUUUUGCAUUGAUUUGCUUUGCAGCACUUACAAAGCUUUUGAUGGUGUAUCUGGAAUGGAGUGCUAUUUGGAAUAUGAGUAUUGUGAUAUCGGUAAUGGAUGGUAUCCAUGGAGCAGGGGCGUUACGCGUUUCGUUCUUCCUAAGCAGUGGUAAUCAAAAGAGAGGACUCUAUUUGAUGCUUGUUUUCUUUGCUUUAGGGGUUUGUUUUAGGGUGCCAUGUAUUUUCCUUGGUUGCUAUAAAGGAGGGAGUGGGAUAUUUGUGCAAGUUGGGUUGUUCUUUUUGGUAAAUACUCUCAAAUGGGUGUCUUGUAUGAUUUACUUCUCUGAUUGCAAGGAGAGGAAGUUAGAGAAGAAGAUUAUUGAUGAUGUAGAAGUGGGUAAAGAUCUUCAAAGUGGUUCAUAAAGAAUGGAAUUAAUAGUGGUACAUAAAUGUUUUGAUUUUUGAACUUUUAAUGUGUAAGAAUUGAGAUGAUGUACAAUACAUGUCAUCUUCAUACUUCCAAUAAAGGAUUAUGUUUUAUGAAUAAUGAUAUUUUCAAUUUUGUGACCAA